Messenger RNA from Diceros bicornis minor, 1341 nucleotides. RefSeq names its product CD177 antigen-like. The coding region runs from base 1 to 1341 and encodes 446 amino acids. Gene Ontology annotation, cellular component: plasma membrane raft; plasma membrane. The transcript has 9 exons. Gene Ontology annotation, biological process: leukocyte cell-cell adhesion; positive regulation of neutrophil degranulation; regulation of integrin-mediated signaling pathway. NCBI's taxonomy places the organism in Eukaryota, Metazoa, Chordata, Mammalia, Perissodactyla, Rhinocerotidae. The record is from RefSeq and is a predicted model, not a curated record.
AUGAGCCCUGCCCUCCUGCUGAUCCUCCAGGGCAUCACCCUCCUGCUGCCCCGAGUGCAGGGCCUGACCUGUCAGUCGGGGAGAGGUCAGGCUGUGAAGAAUGUAUCGGAAAUGCCGCUCCAGUGGACGGUGACUAAUCAGCAAGCCUGUGAGGACGGCUGGGGUUGUCAAGACACACUGAUACUCACUGUGAAUGGACCCCAAGUGCAUCUGGUGCUCAGCAAGGGCUGCACCCCGGAGGAAGAUCAGGAGGUCCUUGUCACCCAGCACAGGGCAGGCCCGGGCAUCUCCAUCGUCUCCUACACCCGUGUGUACCGCGAGAGUGACUUGUGCAACAACAUCUCCAACACCUUCCCUCUCUGGGACUUGCCUCCCACAACAGUCCCAGGGUCCCUGCGGUGCCCAGUCUGCUUGUCCACAGAAGGCUGUCUGUCUGCAACAGAGCUUCCCUGCCCUGAGGGGAGCACGCAUUGCUACAACGGGAUCCUACUUAUCAGGGGAGAGGACGUCUCCACCAACCUGAGAGUCCAGGGGUGCACAUCCCAAGCAGGCUGCAACCUGCUUAAUGACACUCAAAAAAUCGGGGCCCUGACUGUGAGCGAGAACUGCGAUCCUAAAGCUCUUCUGACCUGUCAACGGGGGGUCAUGUUGAGGAUACAGCAAAACUCGGCUCAGACACCCAUCGAAUGGACCGCCAGUGGUCACCAGACGUGUGAUGCUGGGGAGAUGUGUCAGGAGACACUUCUGCUCGUGGACGUAGGAUCCAGAUCACUCACAGUGGGGAGCAAAGGCUGCAGCAAGAUGAGCACACAGGAUUCCCCAACUGUCACCGUCUACACGGGUCCCCCCGGAAUGCUCGUUGCCUCCUAUGCCCACUUCUGCUCCUCCAGUGGGUGCAACAGAGCCAACAGCAGCAGUGUCCUGUUGGAUGCCCUGCCCCGUCCAGCUGCCCCUGUCCUAGGAAACAUGCAGUGUCCUGUCUGUGUGGAGUUGUUUGGAUCCUGCCCACAAAACUCUGAAAUUGUGACCUGCCCUAGAGGCACCACUCAUUGUUACCGUGGUUCCAUUGAUCUCAGUGGAGGUGGGUUCUCCUCCUCAGUGAAUCUUCAGGGCUGCAUGGUGAAACCUUCCAAAUAUUUGUUGAAUCAUGCCCACAAUAUUGGAGUCUUCUCUGUGAUUGAGAACUCUGGGUAUGAGAAUGAGAAUCAGCCUCCUCUUCAAGACAGAGCUGCCCGUACCUCCUACGUGGCUUUGGUGGCAGGGAUGGGGUUAUCCCUAGCCCUUUGGUGUGGGGUGCCCUCCCUGUUGACCCCAUUACCCUUGAUUCUUAGCCCUUGCUGA